AUGGCCUACCAGUAUAAUAAAUCCGGGAUGCACUAUCUAUCCAAUUGUUCUGCACCAGUGCCUCCAUCAGUGGAUGGAGCUCAAACUGUUUCAUACACCCAUUACCGUCCCUCUUACAUGGAACAAACCCCUUCUUUCAAUCAAAUAUACCCCCGAGCUAACGAUUUUGACGUCGAACACGCAGUAAAUGAGAAGAAAUCUAGCCUAUUCCCUUCAUAUCCUGAUAAAUUCUGCCACGCUCCGCCUACUCCUUAUUAUGCCUCUCAACCAAAAAAUACAUAUUUUCAUUCGGACAAUGCCACUCAAAGAUACGCACACGAUGAUAGUAAGACUUUGCCUACCACCACCGCGACCCCGUCAAUACCCCAACAACCCUUCCGCGAUCGAUACAAUUCAUCGUCAGCCUAUCCAUUGGAAGAAGACUACGGGUCAGGUUAUCGUGGCUCAGUCCCUACAACUCAGGUUGGUUCGGCGAUUUCACUAGGGUACGAUCCUUUACAACAAACUCUCUCAGCGCCGCAAAAUCACGAUCCGUUCUCGUUCAAUCCUCCGUACUAUGCGACUCCCGCAUUAACAUACGCCAAAAGUCCAAAUUUGGAGACAGUCUAUGAUUACCCAACAAACACCCCUCAAAUACCCGCCUCUCACUAUACACACUACGCUCUUAAUUCACACGCUACUUUAUUUAAUACAACCCUCAUAGACCGUGAAGCUGCAGUUCAUGCGCCCAAGUCCAAUAACUGGCACACUUUUAAACCACCGGACAUACAAAAUACGGAAUUAGAUAAUUUAUCUGCCGGAGAAACAAUGCCGUCUGCACAUGGACCUCAGCAUGUGGGCUUCUCGAUGAUACAGGGAGGCGCUCUACCAAGUAGUGAUGUUAGAGCUUCUCAAUACAACGAUGUUCGUACGUCUCACCACACAUCAAAAACACCCGUUAUUCAUCAACGGCGUGUAUCCGUCCCGUCAAAUCCAUUCGCUUCCAUAGAUUUGAACCCUACGGUACCCCUGUACGAUUACGAUGAAGCUGGAUGCGGAUACAUGGACUGCCCAAUGAUAUUCGGCACGUCAGGAGAUGUCAAACGUCACAGAGAAUCUGUCCACAAAAUUGGAUUGGAGAAAUCAAAGCAUACGCAUUCACACCGAAAACCUCCUCAGUCAACAAUCAAAGCCUCAUCGUUUCGCCAUUCUUUUCGCCUCACCGAUGUGCCUGACAUGGAUUACGGUUAUGACGACUGUGAUUGGCCAGUUGGUAACGACAUGUCACGGCUGUCACAGCCACAAUAUGCAAUACAACGCCCCAUUGCACCUCACGAGGAGCACGACUUUGCAGAUUCAUGGGCUGAGCCUAGACUGAUGGAAGACAAUUAUCUUUGGGGCAAUUGUUCCAAUAUCCUCGACAUCAACGACCUAUUAUUGCAGUCCAUUAAACUUUACCAAGGAAAUGAUUUGUUCUCGUCUUUUUACCCGGAUGCCUUUUCUUCGAUUCCUGAUGUACAUGAAGAGAUUUCGUCUCCGGUGACGGAAACGGAUAUCUCUUCCUUUGGACCAGUGACUUUCGAUCCUACAUUUGAAUUCGGGCCUCUUUAUGAACCAUGGUCAGAUAUGCAAACGAUUUUCGAACCCACGGAAUCAUCGAGCCUAGGAUGUCAAUAUGAUUCAUACCAUGCCGAGCAUAAGCUUGCUUGUGAUUCCUCCCUAGAUCUCACUUGGCACCGUCGCGAGCACGCACAAAUCCUCCUCGAUUCUUUCUCGGGGCCAAAUCGUUGUCCAUGGAACGGAUGCACCUCGCGUGCAAAGUUUGCUAAUCCAAAAUUCCUUAAUAUUCAUCUAAUCAACAUACACGUCGAACCUUUGGUUUGUGGAGUCAAUGGAUGUGGCUAUCAAAAACCCUUUAGAAACAAACAUGACUUGGAGAGACACAAGCGAACGGCGCAUAUGAACGUCAAGGAAUUUGAGUGUCCAUAUCCGAGCUGCAGUGAGGAGGGACUGGGGUUCGUGAGAAAGGAUAAGCUUUUGGUUCAUUUUAGGGAUGUGCAUAGUGAUGGGAGUGGUAGGGUAUGUCCUAUUUUACAUUGUGGGGUGAUGCUGAGCGGGGACGGUCAAGGUGAGGAGGAGGAAGGAAAAGAAAGGAUGGGGGAACAUAUGAAGAGAGAUCAUGGAAGCUUUGAAUGUGCAUUGGGAAGGUGCGGUGGAAAAAAUGAGCAACAGAAACCGAAAAGCCUGUUUUCGGAUCAGGGGCUAGAAAAACAUCUGAAAAGGGAACAUGAGAUAAAUGGAAGCGAGGCUUUAAGGUUAGUGAGUACUGUGAGAAAAGUGAAGGAUAAGACAGUUAGAUGGAAUACUGUCGGGAAAGGGUGUACAUGA
This is a messenger RNA of Sclerotinia borealis F-4128, 2367 nucleotides long. Lineage: Eukaryota; Fungi; Ascomycota; Leotiomycetes; Helotiales; Sclerotiniaceae. The record is from the annotation of a GenBank genome assembly.